UUAAGGUAAUAUGUCAAAGUUGUUAAAACUUUUUGGUUAAUUUACUAAUAAACAUAAAAUAACUUUGUGUAGCGAAAAUGAAAUUUAAAUACAAAAAAUCUGCAAAAUCUAUUUUAUCUGAUAAAAUCGCUGAUGCACUAACUGUGAAACCUCGAGCUGAUAUCGAAGAUGAUCAUGUAUUUAAUACAAAACCCAGUACAAUUUCACGUGUUGAUUUUACCUCUUCGGACAGUGAAGACGAAGCUGCAAUUAGUGAUUUUUGGAAACGAAAUGUGAAUUUGUUGAGUGAAAUUAGUAAGAAAUAUGAAGGUCAAAUUGUUUCACGGAAAGAUAUUGAUGCAGAUAAUUCUGAAGACGGCAAUUCUAGUAACGAAGAUACUGACACUUAUAAUACCAGCUUCUCAGAGAAAAAAGCCAAAGCAUCAUCGAAUGAUGAUAGUGAAGAAGAAAGUGAUGAUUACAAUAUUACAAAUAGCUUAAAACAGUUAGAUAAAAGUUCAGAAGAAGAGUCUAAUGAAACUGAUAAUCAAGACGAAGACGAUGAUGAUGAUGAUGACGAAGAUGGAGGUGAAGGCUACGACAUUAGUCAAAUGGAUGAACCAGCCAAAGAAGAAUUUGAGCAUGUUAAGAAACAAAAUAUCACUGAAGAAGCAAAGAAAGGCACUUGUGUUAGAAACCAACUUCUCAUAUGGGAGAAUUUGUUAGAGAUGAGGAUACACUUGCAAAGAUGUAUGAACACUGCAAACAGAAUGCCUUUGAAUGAUGUAUAUAAUGAGUUAAAAUCAUCUAAUGAAUUUGCAGAUGAAGCGGGUGUUACUGUAAAUAAUGUAGCUAAUGUAUUAGACAAAUUUCUAGUACUGCAAAAUUUAUUAUUAAGUAAUUUUCCUGAAACGAAGUCAAUUUCAAGUAAGAAACAAAUUUCUGAACAAAAAUUAACUAAGGAUGAAAGCGAUGAAGAGAUUCCAAGUGAUACAGAUAAUGAAGAAAUUCCAUCUGACACAGACACAGAGGAAAAUGUGAUUCAAGACAAAAAACAAAAUAAUCAAAAGAAAAGCACCAAAAAGAAACGUAAGCUUGUAGAUUAUGAGAGUGAUAUCGCAACUUCUCAUAAAGUUUUCAAAACCUUCAGGGAUUCUACAAUUCAAAAAUGGAAUGAGAAAACAAGAUUAGCAACAGCUGCUAACAUUAAAAAUACCCCCACAAACACAAUAUUACAGCAGAUAUCUUACAUACUAUCUGAUAAAGAGAAGCUUAUUCAUAGAACUCAGUUAAAAAGAUCUGAGUAUGAAAUUAUCGGAUAUAAAAAAGAACCUUCUCAAUCAGAGAUUAAUGACCAAAAUGGAGUGGACAUGAGUUCCGUAUCGAGAGACAGGAAAGAAAAUGAUGAGUAUAUACCUGAAAUAUUUGAUGACAGUGAUUUUUAUCAUCAAUUACUCAGAGAAUUGAUAGAAUGUAAGUCAGCAGAUAUAUCAGACCCUGUUCAGCUCAGUCGACAAUGGAUAGCGCUACAGCAAAUGAGAAGUAAGAUGAAAAGGAAAGUUGACACAAGAGCUACAAAAGGACGUAAAAUUAAAUAUGUCGUACAUAAUCCAUUAGUAAGCUACAUGGCUCCAGAAAAAUCGGUCAAAUGGAAUGAUGAGAGUUGUAAUGAAUUGUAUAGUUCAUUAUUUGGGAAAAUUUUUGAGAAUAACAAUGUAGGAAUCAAUGUUAAUUUAGAGAAUGUGUAAACAAUAAAAAAAAUA
Nymphalis io (European peacock) is the source of this 1742-nucleotide messenger RNA. It is a transcript of the gene Aatf, whose product is annotated as protein AATF-like. Bases 78 to 1727 code for a protein of 549 amino acids. Gene Ontology annotation, cellular component: nucleolus; nucleus. Gene Ontology annotation, biological process: regulation of transcription by RNA polymerase II. The transcript is spliced from 2 exons. The record is from RefSeq and is a predicted model, not a curated record. NCBI's taxonomy places the organism in Eukaryota, Metazoa, Arthropoda, Insecta, Lepidoptera, Nymphalidae.